Salvelinus sp. IW2-2015 is the source of this 1711-nucleotide messenger RNA. RefSeq names its product RAB42, member RAS oncogene family (gene rab42b). The record is from RefSeq and is a predicted model, not a curated record. Gene Ontology annotation, biological process: vesicle-mediated transport. NCBI's taxonomy places the organism in Eukaryota, Metazoa, Chordata, Actinopteri, Salmoniformes, Salmonidae. Gene Ontology annotation, molecular function: GTPase activity; GTP binding.
CUCGUGCACCUCUCCCUUUGUCAAGUAUCAAGUUUAAACAGGCAAACUUUGGAAGUCCCCACCCCUACCAAACACUCAUACACACAUGCACAUGCUUGUACAAUAUCAGUCAAGAUCUACAUGAAGGAGGACGGCAGCAUAACAACUUAAGAACUCUGGGAUGGACAUUCUUACACAGGUGCUUUCACUGAGGAUUUGAGGAGCAAGCACACACACUGAACCAAACACACUUUCGCAGCAGGGGAUCAACAAUGUAAGGGUGUUUCCUGGCUGCUGACACUACGGACAGAGACUGUUCUAUGUGGGAGCCGUGAGAAGUGCGUCUCGCACUAUUUCUCCUCAGAGGGAGCGUCGAGGAACCAGCUCCAGCUUGUCAAAACCCUAUCAGCCUCUGGCUUCCUGUGGGGAAUCCCUCUCUCCAUAUCUCCCUCCAUCUGCCCUAUCCCUCUCUACAGUCCCCAGCAGCUGCUAUGGACCUGACUCUGUGGCAGUACCAGUUCAGGAUCAUCAUGUUAGGGGACUCGACAGUGGGCAAGUCGUCCCUGCUGAAGCGUUACACGGAGGAGAUGUUUCUGGACUGCGUCAACCAGACGGUAGGGGUGGACUUCUACGUGCACUUCCUGGAAGUGGAGCCUGGCGUUAGGGUCAAACUGCAGUUCUGGGACACAGCAGGCCAGGAAAGGUUCAGGUCAGUGACUCGGUCCUACUUCCGUAACUCAGUGGGGGGCCUGCUGGUGUUUGACCUGACUAACCGUGCCUCCUUUGAGCAUGUGCAGGAGUGGCACGCAGAGGUGUGUCAACAUGUGCAACCCCACACGGUGCUGUUUGUACUUGUGGGCCACAAGAAUGACCGGGUGGCCCAGGGAGAGCGGGUGGUGGGCCAUAACGAGGCUGAGAAACUGGCAGGCCAGCUGGGGAUGCCCUACAUCGAGGCGUCGGCUAAGACUGGUCAGUGCGUGACGGAGGCUUUCGAGCUGCUGACCCGCCGGGUGUACCAGGGCCUGCUGAGUGGGGAGGUGCAGCUACAAGAGGGCUGGGAUGGGGUGAAGUGCUUGGCUCCACGUGCAACCUUAGUACAGCUAAACAAUCCCAAAAACAACAUAUCCAACAACAGAAGGUGCUGUUCCUGAGUUGGGUCUUUGGACUUGUGCUGUAUUGUCAUGUAUGCCAUGUCACAAUGCCUCUCUUGAAAAACUGACUGCCAUCUUGGAUAAAAGAUCAUAAAAUAAUCUUGACUUGAGGCUCUUCACCGGAUGAGAAUAAGUUUUACAAGAUGGGCAUUACCUAUUGUGACAAUUUGUCAGAACAUGGAAAUAGACAUAACACAUGUAAAAUACUUGCAAGUGUGUGUACAGGGACUUUUCUGAAGGAGGUCAUUAGUUUGUCCUCCAGAAUCGAGAAACAAAUACAGUGGUAUUACAGUUACGGAAAUCUAGUCAAAUCACUUUACCCUGAAUAGUGAUGUAAUCCAUUUAUGUUGAAAGUGAACUCCGAAAUACUCAUGUUCUUUCUCAUUUGUUGGAACCUUGACUUAACAGUGAAAUAAACACACAAAUCAAAUGCCAAGUGAAAUAUGAAUCUUGUUUUAUUUAUGGAAUAAAAAGAACAGGUUUAACUAAAACACUGCCAUAUAAAGUAAAAUAAAUGUUACUGCUUCCCUACACAUCCCCAAAUAAGGACCAUUACCCAACCCCAUCUCACUGCAGUCUGG